AUGACCAAUCACUCAUAUACCCAACCUCUCUUCCUCCCGCCUUCAGAUUUCUCAUGCCAUGAGUUAUUUCCCAUUCUCUCUUCCCCUCCAGAUUUCUCUACUCCACUUGCUGCUACAUCACCACUCUCUGACUCACGCAAAUACCAGAGAUUCUCUACAAUCUCUUCACCCAGAGACCAACCCAGAUUCAACGACAGCCCCUCAACCACUGAGUUGGCGUCCUUCACCACUUCUUCAUCUGCUGCUUCUAUGUUAGGUAUAGAGAGAAAUAAUUUGAUCAUACAAGGGAGUCACUUACAGCUGUUUAACAGUCUGAGAUCAGUGGGAGCAGGGCCAAAGAUAUGCAAGACAAUAAAAGGAGUGAUGGUUCCAAUGGAACAGAUCAAAGAUAGGAAGAUGAUGGAUGAGUUUGAGGUGAAGCAACAAUUGGUAGAGAUUAGAACUUCCAAGAGAUCAGAUCACGACCCCCCUAUCCCACAGGCUUGGUCUCUAGUCUUCAUGUGGAGAAAUAAUGAAUGCAAAAACUUGGGGUUGCAAAGGGCAAGAAAUUUUCGAGCCUGA
Prunus armeniaca (apricot) is the source of this 561-nucleotide messenger RNA. Lineage: Eukaryota; Viridiplantae; Streptophyta; Magnoliopsida; Rosales; Rosaceae. The record is from the annotation of a GenBank genome assembly.